Aquila chrysaetos chrysaetos is the source of this 3577-nucleotide messenger RNA. RefSeq names its product homer protein homolog 1-like. Gene Ontology annotation, cellular component: plasma membrane; dendrite; postsynaptic density. The transcript has 9 exons. NCBI's taxonomy places the organism in Eukaryota, Metazoa, Chordata, Aves, Accipitriformes, Accipitridae. Gene Ontology annotation, biological process: regulation of store-operated calcium entry; G protein-coupled glutamate receptor signaling pathway. The coding region runs from base 97 to 1164 and encodes 355 amino acids. Gene Ontology annotation, molecular function: G protein-coupled glutamate receptor binding. The record is from RefSeq and is a predicted model, not a curated record.
CGCCGCCACGGGGCCGCGGAGCUGCCGUUGCGGCGAGGCGCGGCGAGGAGCGCCCCGGGGACGCGGCACCGCUGGUGCCCGGCGCCGCUGGCCGCCAUGGGGGAACAACCCAUCUUCAGCACCCGAGCUCAUGUCUUCCAGAUUGACCCAAACACUAAGAAGAACUGGGUUCCCACCAGCAAGCAUGCUGUUACUGUGUCCUACUUCUAUGACAGCACAAGAAAUGUCUACAGGAUAAUCAGUUUGGAUGGCUCAAAGGCAAUAAUAAAUAGCACUAUCACUCCCAACAUGACAUUUACUAAAACAUCCCAGAAGUUUGGCCAAUGGGCAGACAGCAGGGCAAAUACAGUCUAUGGCUUGGGAUUUUCAUCUGAACAUCACCUUUCAAAAUUUGCAGAAAAAUUUCAGGAAUUCAAAGAAGCUGCACGACUAGCAAAGGAAAAGUCCCAAGAAAAGAUGGAGCUAACAAGUACACUCUCACAAGAAUCAGCUGGAGGGGAUAUUCAGUCUCCUUUAACGCCAGAAAGUAUUAAUGGGACAGAUGACGAGAGAGUGAUGCCGGAAGUGACACAGAACUCGGAACCAAGGGCUGAACCAACCCAGAAUGCAUUGUCAUUUACACAUAGUUCAACAAUCAGCAAGCAUUGGGAGGCAGAACUGGCCACGCUCAAGGGUAAUAAUGCUAAGCUCACAGCAGCCCUGCUGGAGUCCACUGCCAAUGUAAAACAAUGGAAGCAACAGCUUGCUGCAUAUCAGGAGGAAGCAGAACGUCUUCAUAAGCGGGUGACUGAGCUAGAGUGUGUGAGCAGUCAAGCCAAUGCAGUCCACACACAUAAAACAGAAUUAAACCAGACAAUACAGGAGUUAGAGUCUGCGCUGAAGAAAAAAGAAGAGGAAAUAGAAAGAUUGAAACAAGAAAUCAACAGUGCCAAAGAUAUCCAGGCACAGAAGGAUUCUCUGACCCAGAAGUUACAGGAAGUAGAAAUUCGAAACAAAGACCUGGAAGGCCAGCUGUCCGAUCUAGAGCAACGUCUGGAGAAAAGUCAGAAUGAGCAAGAAGCUUUUCGCAAUAACUUGAAGACACUUUUAGAAAUUCUUGAUGGAAAAAUAUUUGAACUAACAGAGUUACGAGAUAACUUGGCUAAGCUAAUAGAAUGCAGCUAAAGAAAAUGGGAUUUCAGUGCCAAUCAGCUUAAAGAUGCACUGUCUCUCUUUAUAGGACUGUGUUGGGCUCUGCAUCAAAUUUGCACAAAAUUAGAAAAUGCUCCUCUGAGGGCUUGUUUUAAAUUUAGAGUCAUAUUUCAAUGUAAAAUUUAGAACUCAGCUUGUAGCUAGUUGAAGAAAAAACCCAACAAACAAACAAACUUGAAUUACAAAUUACCUCUUUGUACAUUAUUGGCCAUAGAUAACUUGAAAGAUAUUAACAGUAAUUGAAUGCAAUCCUUUUCUAAUUAUCAGUGAUGGAAGAAUUAGCAGUGUCCCAGGUCACAUCCCCUUUUUGUGAUAGAUACAAUAUAGGUUAUCUGCUGGUUUAUUUAUUUAAUUGAUGUGUUUUGUGCAAGAACUUAGUGAUGACAGCCCUGUAUUUUGUUGUUAAUAAUUUCUCAGGAUACUUUCCACUGUGGAGCAGCAUUGCCGUUACCAAUUUAUUCUUGCCAGGAGUGGGAGAGAGUUGCAUCUUUAAUUGAAACAAAGUCACUAUAACUGCUUGUUAUAAAGUUCUUCCUUUUGGGGUUUUUCGGUUGGUUGGUUUUUUUUUGUUUAUGUAUAUAUAUAUAUAUAUAUAUAUAUAUAUAUACUGGAAGAUACUGUAUUUCUUUAUGGAGCUUAUUCUGGUGUUCUACAAUAUUGUCCAAUGUAAGGUUUACUUUUUCAUAUGAAUUCCAUGUAAUUACAGCGAGAUACUAUCUUCCACUUAACUAUAUUUUGAAGCCAACCAAUGAUGGCAGGUGAGUCCUCCAGGAAAAAAAAAAAAGGCAAAAACCCCCUGAGAAUUUUAAAUGUAAAAUUUGACAAGCACAGAUAACAAGAAAUAGCCAGUUGUUUGUUUUCUGGCCAUGAUACAUAUAUCGACUAUCUAUGUUCAAUUAACUGUUAACCUGUUCUGCAGGAGACUUUUUCAGAAUGUCACAUGAAUUUCAGGUUUUGUGAAUAAUCGCUUAUGGGGAGCAUUGUUUAUUAAAGAUUGGAUUAAGGGCAUAGAGCUACUGCAAGGGAUUACUCAUAUACUGAACUUGUCCAGCCAAGAAAGCUGUUUCUAGAAGUUUUGUUGUCAUAACAAAUUGAAAUGGAGACAUGUUUACUCUUUUAUGGGUCUUCAUAUCACAUCUUUAUUGAAACUAUACCAGGCAAUAUUCUGAACUGUUAACUAAAUGUUUAAAAACAGGAAAUCAAAUUCAAUUAACCUCAGUGAGCAGGUUUUAAAGUUGUUUUCAUGUAAUUUUAACAGACUUUUGACAAACACACUUUUCUUUAUAUAAUAGAUUUAUUUUAAAAAAAAACCAAACCUCUGAAAAGUAAGCCAAGUGUCAUGUGUCUUGCAUCAAAGUACAUUCUUGCCAUAAAUUGCUUGUAAUGUUGAAGAGGGCUUUUUUAAAACUUAUGAAUGCGUGUCAGACUUCAAAGUCGAAAGAUGCACUGACCUUUGUUUGCUCCCCAAAUUAAUUUGAAUGUUAAACAUGAAAUCUAGUCAUUUAUUAAAUUUGUACAACAAAAGUUUCUCCAGAGACUGCUAUUCAAAACUAGAAAAGAUAAGUUUGUUUUUAUGUGUGUACUGUGUAUAUAUACCAUAUAAUACACACAGGUUCUCAUUUAUAUCAGAAAUACAUGCUUUAUUUCUAAAAUACUGUUUUUUUUUCUUUACCAGUAAUUUAUCAGGUGUCCUCUAACUAGUCAGGAAAAUGGUUUAGGUCAAAUGCUAAACCAUCAUGUAUUAUACUGUAUGUAAUGUACACAAUGUUUAAGUUUUCUCCAUAUUUUUAGGGUAUUUUCUCAACUAUUUUAUUUAUUAAAGGGGUGGGGGGGGCUUGGUUCAGCGUGCUACUGGUUGAAAACUUUGUGGUGAGCUACAUGUUUUUCAUUUGGUGGAUUUUAGACAGUGGUGUGUAUAUCUUCAUCAAGUCCAGAUGAGCAGAUAGAACCAGUUUUUAAUUUACCUGGGGAUGUUUGGGCCUGAUUCUCUUGUCACUUGUGCUGCUGUAAACCAGAUGUGUCCUUGAUGUGAUGUCAGAAACAUUCAGUUGGCAUAACAUCUGUGGAAGUGCAAGAAGAAUCUGUCCUGUUAAUGCUCAGUGGACAUAAUAAGGAUGAAGAAAGAAUAAAACCACAGAAGGUUGAUGAUGGAAUAAAUGUAAUAUUAUUUUUAAUGAUAUUAUUGACAUUUUAAAAAAUAUUAUGUCAUUUACAUGUGGGAAAAUAGUGGAUGGAAAUAUUUCCACUUAAAUUUUGUGAAUAUGUGUGGUACAUGACUAUUUCUAUGUAUACGUACACACAUAUGUAUGUACAGAACAUGGAAAAAUUUAGAUGUGCACAUUUUUAAUAUUUUCCUAUUGAAAUUAAAUUUAAAAUUGGAAAUUGA